Molecule: messenger RNA, 1174 nt
Organism: Haliotis rubra (blacklip abalone)
Lineage: Eukaryota; Metazoa; Mollusca; Gastropoda; Lepetellida; Haliotidae
Product: cytochrome P450 2H2-like
Exons: 3
Coding region: 21-1067 (348 amino acids)
Biological process (GO): xenobiotic metabolic process
Cellular component (GO): cytoplasm; intracellular membrane-bounded organelle
Molecular function (GO): iron ion binding; oxidoreductase activity, acting on paired donors, with incorporation or reduction of molecular oxygen, reduced flavin or flavoprotein as one donor, and incorporation of one atom of oxygen; heme binding
Source: RefSeq, a predicted model, not a curated record
UUGUUGGGAAUGCCCUCUCCAUGGGCUCCGAUCCCCGGAUCACGUUUAAGAAACUCAGGCAACAAUAUGGCGACAUAUUCAGUGUGUACAUGUUCAACACACCAGUGAUCGUCCUCAACGGCUACAAUACUCUGAAAGACGCCAUUGUCAGGAACGCCGACGUUUUCUCUGACAGGCCACACUCAAUGGUAAAUGACUUUAUUGCCAAAGGGAAAGGAUUGGCUGCCACGUCUGGUAUAGUCUGGCGCGAACAAAGACGCUUCGCCCUCAACACUCUCAGGGAGUUUGGAGCAGGCAGGAACAUCAUGGAGGACAAAAUACACGAAGAAAUCUCGCAGUUUCUCGAAGCCUUCGAGGCAGAACGGGCACAAGGGUUUGACUGCACGCGCCUGGUGUAUAACGCAAUAACAAAUGUCAUCUGCUCCACUGUUUUCGGCAAACGAUUUGAAUAUACCGACCCGCUUUGUAAUACAUUCAUGAAAGCUAUGGAAGAAAAUUUUGCCAACUUAGGCACGGUUGGAGUGUUGAAUGUGCUGCCUAUUAUGCGAUUUCUGCCAGGGGAUCUAUUCAAAUUUAAGAUCACAAUGCAGAAUAUAGAUACAAUUCUUUCAAGUUUCAUAAAACCUAUGAUAGAGGAACACUUGAAGAACCAUGACGAUGACAACGUGGACGACUUCAUCCACGCCUACAUCAAGGAAAUGAGACUUCGCAAAGAGAAACAAGAGGACACGACCUUUGACUUGGAGAAUCUAACCAUGGCUAUAACGGACCUCUUUAUGGCCGGAACAGAAACUACUGCCACUACAAUUCGAUGGACACUGGUAUACUUUCUCCACCAUCCGGAAAUACAGGAAAAGUGUUUCCGAGAGAUCCAGGAAAUUAUCGGCCAGAGUAGGCGUCCCUCAAUGAAGGACAAGAUCAACCUGCCCUACAUGGAGGCAACCAUUAUGGAAGUCUUGAGACGAGCUGAUAUCGGCCCUACAGCUCUCCCAACACACCGUUCCCCACGAUGUCCAGUUCAGGGGCUUCACGUUUCCAAAAGGUGUCCUCAUCAUACCGAUGCUUGAUUCCGUCCUACAAGACCCGGAUGUGUGGGGUGACCCAGACAACUUCCGGCCUGACCGUUUCCUUUGACGACAGUGGCAAGAUUAUAAAGAAAGAUGAGUUCAUUCCC